Rhodofomes roseus is the source of this 821-nucleotide messenger RNA. RefSeq names its product putative YRB1-ran-specific GTPase-activating protein. The transcript is spliced from 5 exons. Gene Ontology annotation, cellular component: nuclear pore; cytoplasm. Bases 68 to 682 code for a protein of 204 amino acids. The record is from RefSeq and is a predicted model, not a curated record. NCBI's taxonomy places the organism in Eukaryota, Fungi, Basidiomycota, Agaricomycetes, Polyporales, Fomitopsidaceae. Gene Ontology annotation, biological process: nucleocytoplasmic transport. Gene Ontology annotation, molecular function: GTPase activator activity.
GUGCUUGUGCUUGCCACUUUCUGCGUUCCAUCGUUUUCGACUCUUUACGACCCACCACCAUCUCACCAUGACGGACACACCUGACGCUCUCGCUCCCAGGGAGGAGGAGCACGACCCUCAUUUCGAGCCCGUCAUCAAGCUCACGGAGCAGGUAGAGACGAAGACGAAUGAGGAGGACGAGAAAGUGCUCUUCAAAAUGCGUGCCAAACUCUUCCGCUUUUCUGCGGACUCCUCUGAGUGGAAGGAACGUGGUACCGGCGAUGUCAGGCUGCUAGAGCACAAGGAGACGAAGAAAGUGCGGCUAGUGAUGAGGCGCGAUAAGACCCUCAAGGUUUGCGCGAACCACGCCAUCACGUCGGACAUGAAGUUGCAGCCCAACAUCGGAUCUGACAGGAGCUGGGUCUGGAAGGUGGCGGCGGACUACUCUGAGUCUCCCCCGACGUCGGAAACGCUCGCGAUUCGCUUCGCAAACGCGGAUCAUGCCAGCGAGUUUAAGGUGGCCUUCGAGGAUGCGCAGAAGGCAAACGUGAACCUUGUCGGUGGUACUCCUCCUGCCUACGCGGAGGAAGAGAAGAAGGAGGGGGUCCCAGCAGAGGAGGCGGAGAAAGCGGCCGAAGAGAAAGCGGAGGAGGCCGCUGAGGAGAAGAAGGAAGAGUCCGCUGAGGAGAAGAAGGAAGAGUAAAUCUCGUGCCUCGACAUCACACAUAUUCCCGUCAACACAUCCCAAGUCUGACUUCAUCCUGUGAUCCGUGGUACACCUGGCAGUUUAGAUGGAUAAAGUGUAAUGCUGUAAUGCUUACGUUCAUGUUCUAUGCGCUCGU